This is a messenger RNA of Babesia ovata, 1245 nucleotides long. RefSeq lists its product as uncharacterized. The record is from RefSeq and is a predicted model, not a curated record. Bases 1 to 1245 code for a protein of 414 amino acids. The transcript has a single exon. Lineage: Eukaryota; Apicomplexa; Aconoidasida; Piroplasmida; Babesiidae.
AUGCUUAAUAAGCUUCAAUCUGACUUAAGCGAUCACAAGAGUGAAGUGCACAGCAAUGCGUCCAAAAAGGACAGUGCGUUGAAGGACAUCCACUCCAGGAUGGUGUCUCUUGCUGAGCUCAGUGGGAAGCUUGGCCAAUUUAUUGGCAAAAGUGACGCUGUUACAGAGGCCAUUAAUAAUGCUAUUACAGCUAUUAUUGACAGUGAUCCUGAAUUCAAAAGCCUUAAAAAUCCUUCGUCUUCGACUGGGCAGUCUCCCGCUGCCGUGUCUGCUGGGCUUAUAAAUGAUGGUGAGCUUGAUGAGAAAAUUGAGCAUUAUAAUAACCUUAAAACAUCCCUUGAAUCUAAGAAAACUGACAAAAAUCCUCCCCUUUCCUCUGAAGAGUCUCGCCUUUUAUCCUCUCAUCAGUCCAAGUUGGAUGCUCUUCAGAGGCUGAAGAGCCUUAAUGAGUCUUUGAAUUCUCUUAGUAAAAAUGAUAACAAUUGUAAAAACCUUUUAACAAAUUUGUGCUCUGGCUUGGAGAAGUUCCUUGGAUACCAAGAAACUUCCAAAGGCUACGAUGGCACUGGCAUCGUGUACUCCGAUCUUGACAGGCUGUGCGACGGGGUGAUGUCUUUCCUUCAUGGUGUUCUCAGUGGAGUGAAGGAUGAUGAGAGCGUUUUCACAUAUAGCUUUAUAUCACAAAAUGACCUUAAUAAAAUUUUAGAACAUAUGCAUCUUGGUGAUUAUGGUUUUCGUGUUUGCAUAGACCAUGUGAGUGAUAUCCUUAGUGAGUAUGAUAAACACUUAAAUGAGAAAACAAAUGCAGUUAACACGUCACUUAGCGAACUUAGUACUAAUUUAAGUAAUCAAUAUGUCACACAAGUAAAUGAGAAGAUUAAUGAGCCGCUUGAAAAGCAGCUGACUGCUUGGCGGACCACUGUCCAAAGCCUCGAAACUGAGGUGAACAAAAUUCAGACUGAGAAAAUUAAUGUUUUAGAUACUACAUUGAAAAGUAGUGUGUUGCGUGAAUUCGUGCCUGUGAAAAGUGUGGUGGAGCAUAUGAGAAGUGUUAGCUUGGACCCAAACCUGAUGGACCAGGCGAAGAGGGUGGACGGGGAGUUGCUAAAGACGAAGGCGAAGUUGGAUGCGGAGAUUGCAAAGCAAUCCAUAACGCUUCAACAGAAUAUGAUCGUGCAGUUCAAUAGAGUCGAAAAUAGCAUUUUGAUUUUGAAAAGGAAUAAUGCUGAACAUUUUAAAAAAUAA